This is a messenger RNA of Caenorhabditis briggsae, 1791 nucleotides long. Gene Ontology annotation, molecular function: glycosyltransferase activity. The record is from RefSeq and is a predicted model, not a curated record. Gene Ontology annotation, cellular component: membrane. The transcript is spliced from 9 exons. Bases 1 to 1791 code for a protein of 596 amino acids. NCBI's taxonomy places the organism in Eukaryota, Metazoa, Nematoda, Chromadorea, Rhabditida, Rhabditidae.
AUGCCUGGAAUACGAUACAAACGGUUACAGAAUCAAAAUUCAGAAACAGAUGAUUAUUCGAACCCGAAAUUCGAUUCUGUGUGUUCCCCUUUCAUUUUAUUUUUACUUUGUUUUGGCUUUUUAGCAUUUAUGAUAUUCUUCACAUUUGUUCAAUCUCCGCUGGGACCAAUAAGAGUAACAUCAGAAAACGUUAUCAUACUGCAACAACUCGAUAAUAAUAUAACCACAAAUUCAAAGAGAAAUAUCACUCAAUGGAUGGAUUAUUACUUCACAAAAGAGGAGAGUCGAUUGUUGAACUGUUCUGAAAUGAUAAAAGGAAAUAAGGAUACGAUUGAGUUGUAUGUGAAUAAUGGACGAAUGAAACUCGAUCAAGAGCGUCUUUUCGAAUUACGAAUGGAUUGUCCAUCCAUCAGACAACGAGUUUACGGAGAUAUGCCUCCAUUCUCACCCCUGAAACGGCCAAUUGCAUUUGUCAGAACUAUUUACAAGAUCUAUGAGCUUCAAGAAGCUCUUUUAUCGUUAUCUUAUCAUCCGGAUAACACAUUUUGCUUUAUUAUGGAUGCAAAAAGUAGUGAUAAACUGAAGAAUUCGGUCAGAAAUAUGAGUGAUUGCUUUGAAAAUGUGAUUGUUCUGGAGAAAGAAUACAUGUUGAAUAGUGGAGGUCAUGGACAAGAUCCUGCGCAUUUUGACUGUCUCCAAACUAUUCUGGAUAGAAAAUGGGAUCAUGCCAUUAUUCUGCAAAAUUUUGAUUUGGUCAUCAAAACCCCUUAUCAACUGUCGGAUAUCAGUGAGCUUCUCAAUUACACCAGCAUCAUGGGAUUCGAUUUCGGAUUCAGCUAUAGAUAUAACACAAAGGCCGAUUGGACACCAGCUGGAAUGAAACUUUUCAAAAAUGAAACUGGUGUUCCUGAUAAGAUUCUUCAUACACCGAUGAGAGUUCGGAAGAGCUUGAACGAAGUAAUCAUUUCCAAAGUAUUUGUGAAAUCAAUGUUUGAUAAACUCAAUAUGGAAGUAAUCAUCAAAUUAUUCGAUGAUAACGACUACUACGGAGUUGAUGAAAUGCUCGUUCAAACACUUUAUGAGAACUAUUUGGGAUUGGAUGGCCAGAUGGAAUCGAACUGUACACAAAAUCAUAAUGAUAUUCUCACGAGACUGACUCAUUGGGACUGGACAGGACCAAAUGGGUUUGACAAGCAGUGCCAUUCAAAAUGGAAAAGGCAUGGAAUCUGUAUAUUGGGUGUUGAGUAUAUGAACGAGCUGUUCAAGAGUCGGAAGGCAAUAGCAAACAAGGUGUUGGAAACUUUUGAUUUUGGAACAAUUGCUUGUAUGCGAGAGAUGAUAAAAAGGAAUGUAACCGGUGAAACGCCCGAUGCGGCUUGGUUGACUUCGUUUCCCCAGUUCCGAGAAAUGCAAAUGAAGGCGAACGGAACGUAUGAUAGGAACACAUUUGAUUAUGCAGUUCCACUUUUUGGCAUACAAAACUUUCUUGUAAAUUUUUCCGUAAAAGCUCUUCCAAAACAUCUAACCGUAAAAACUGAUGAAUGUUGUCGAUGUUUGUCUGGAAGGCAAACAAUAGUUCAAAAAUGUUCCUUUGUUAUUUUGGCACCUUCCGAACUGUUCUCUUCUCUAUUCCAUGUUUCUUUUUCGGCACGCUACCUAUUCUUCCGUCUUCUUCUUCUUCUGAUUCUUUCCAUGAUGACUCCAUUUUCUCACGUAGAAUACGAAAAUCGAACCUGGUACAAAGUGGCUGCAAAACUGUUGUAUCACUUUUUUCAAAGCAAAAGAUUCUAA